UGUCAACUGUGGCGUCAUCAACUUUUACUUUGAAAGUAAUGAACGGAAAUGUGCGACCGGCUAACUUCCUCUGUUGCUAGGUCCCCAUGUGUGAUUGUUUGUGGGUGGAGGUGGAGCGUGAGGUGGAUGAAAGAUGGGUCAAAUCGAGGAACUAAAACUGUUUGUCUCCGAGCGGCUACACGCUGCUGCUUCUGAAAUAUUAGGUGCUAUUGAAAAAUCAUUCACGGAUUACGAGGAGCGGGCUUCCCGGUUGAAGGAAGAAAACGACCGCCACCGAUCUCUGUUGGACAUCAUCCUCCAAGCUAAGUCACCACAGAUACAAGCAGGUCAUGCCACCAAAAGUUACCCUUUUGCCGCCGGCUCAGGUGCUUCAGAUUUAAGUCCAAGGUCAGAGAAAGCCAAGUCCAGGGCCAGAGAAACUCACUACCACUCCAGGGACUGGCAGUGGGCCUUCACCUCACGCACAGACUUUGUUAAGUUUGCAGCUGGUGGCGACUGUCCCUACUGCCUGAAGAAAAUUCAAGCCACUGAGACACAUCUAAUAAGAAAACAUUGUUUGCCUGCUGUCUAUUUUAAUGAGAAAGGCACUGAAAAAUUUGUCGUACCAUGCACAUGCACAGACUUGAUCCAGGGCAGAAGUCACUGGCACUGCCCAUAUUGCACAAAGAUCCUUAAUCGGAAAUGUAACUUUGAGAUGCACAUAUCUAAACAACAUGGCUUCACGAUACUGCAGCAAAACCAAGGCACAGAGACUGAUCAGUCCUCUGUCUCUGCCUUUGAGGAGGGGGCUCCCCUGAGUCCUGAAACCUGGUGUCCACAGAAGUUCAGCAAUGUGCACCAGGAGGACCACCAGGCCUCACUGCUGCUUCAAGUUAAACAAGAAGAAGAGCAGGGAAUAAGACAAGUGAGUCAUGCUGAGUGGCAGAACUCAGUGCAAGUGGAGGUCAAAGGCGAGCAAAUACAACAAGGUAACAGUGAAAUAAUUCUUAAGGUGGAUCACGCCCAAGGAUCUGCAUUCACCGCUGUCUGCAUGGACGGUCUUGUUCAAGAUCCCAGUGAAAUCAGUUUGCAAAGCGGUGAAGGACAUCCACUUCCUCAUUGUUUAAAUCAGCCUCUGGAAAAGCAGUCUGAUAGUGGGGUUGAUGGAAUACAGCAGACAGCAGGGGAAUCUCAGCACAGCACAACUCACUCUAGUUCAAAGGCAUGCAAUAUAAAGACAAAUAAAGGUGUGAAAAAGUCUUCAUCCGCCUUGAGUAAGAAAUCAUCACAACCAUUUGUCAGUCAGAGUCCCACAGGUUCUCAUCGUUGUAAAGCAUGUGGAAAGACUUUCCAUUACAUGUAUACACUGAGGACACACGUGCAAACGCAUGCAGUGGAUAAAAUCCGUAUUUGUGGAAUCUGUGGAAAACAUUUGAAGCCAGCAGAGAGUUUAAUCCAGCACCUUCAGAGCCACACAAAGACUAACAAAUGUGUUAUAUGUGGCAAACAAUUUUCUAACAGUGCCCGUCUGAAACAACAUAAGAGAUUUCAUAGACCGAAGGGAUUAAAUGUCAUGUUAUCAACUUGAAAACCCACAGGUAAGCGAAAUCCUACACGUCCUUCCAAAAAGUACUGUGAUAAUUGUUGUCUGAUCUACUAAAUGGGAGAUACCAAUCCAGUUGUGUGCUUCGGCAAGGAGGAAUAACUCAGCCCUAGUGGGUCGACAGUAUGUUGAUGUUUAUUGUAUAUCAUUAUAUUCAUAUGCAGUUUUGUAGACUUGAAUCAAUAAACUUUGAACUUUC
This is a messenger RNA of Plectropomus leopardus (leopard coralgrouper), 1781 nucleotides long. RefSeq lists its product as uncharacterized. NCBI's taxonomy places the organism in Eukaryota, Metazoa, Chordata, Actinopteri, Perciformes, Serranidae. Gene Ontology annotation, cellular component: nucleus. The record is from RefSeq and is a predicted model, not a curated record. Gene Ontology annotation, biological process: regulation of gene expression.